Molecule: messenger RNA, 2491 nt
Organism: Erinaceus europaeus (western European hedgehog)
Lineage: Eukaryota; Metazoa; Chordata; Mammalia; Eulipotyphla; Erinaceidae
Gene: CUNH4orf50
Product: chromosome unknown C4orf50 homolog
Exons: 8
Source: RefSeq, a predicted model, not a curated record
CUGGAGUCCUCGGGGGGGCCAGCCUGUGUGGGCCAGGGUCGGAAGUCGGUGCCGAGGCAGAGGCUCCGGCAGCCGGGGGUCUCCGAGAACCAGCUCCAGCGGGAGGUGUGGCAGCUGCGUGCCCAGGCCCAGAGGGAGAGACGCGCCCGGCUCCACACCCAGGAGCAGCUGGCCAGCCAGGCCGCCCGGGACCACACCCAGGAUGGACAGACGCCCCCAACAUGGGGCAACAGGACCCCCAGGCACCACAGCCGAGAGCCUCCUGUCAGCUCCAGGGGUGUCUCUGCAGGACCGCCCUCCAGGGACCCCCACUCCUGGGGCAGCACUGGGGCGGGACGAGCCCCCCAGACCACAGGCGGGCACCCGGGGGGACUGGCGGGAGCGGCCCCUGGACAGCUUCCUCUGGCCGAGCCCCGCUGGGAAGGUCAGACGCUCCUGCUCCUCUGCGGCCACCCCCCAGGGCAGUGCCUAGACGUGGACGCCUCUCCCAUGCAGCUCUCCUGGACUGCCCGGCAGGACCCAGAGGCUGCCUCCUCUCCGGAGUCUCUUCUGGUGCAGGCAUCCUCCUCGCCACCCUGGGGUCUCCCCGGGUUCUCGGCUCUGCCCCUGCUGCUGCUCCCAGGCCCCCCCAUCCCCGGACACCACCAGAUGGGACGCCGUGGUGCCCCCCACACACCCAAGCAUAGUCAGCACAGUCAUCCGGGGGACGAGCCCGGAGGCCUCACAGCCGGGCAGGAGCAACCGGGAGUCCCGGAGAGCAUAGAGGAGCAGGGCCACUGGAGCUCAGAGGGGAGGGAGCACGGACACACGGGUGACAAGCUCCAGGGGGACACCCCCAUGUGUGAGGGGGGGCCCAGAUCACUGGGCAGGAUGGGGACAGUGGGGGGACAUGCCUGGGGCCUUGGAGGAGGACUGUCAUCCUCAGAGGAGGAGGAGGAAGAGAAAGAGGAGGAAGAGGAAGAGGAGGAAGAGGAGGAAGAGGAGGAGGAGGAAGAAGAGGAGGAGGAGGAGGAGGAGGUCCCUGCAGCCACCCCCUUGAGGGUCCAAGGGACCAGAGAGCCCCCCAGCCCAGGACCCCCGGCCCCCACAGAAGACGGCCCAGCCGGCAAGCUUCAUGGGACGGAGCCCCCCAUCCCCCGGCUCCUGCAGGGGGGAGGACUCUGGCACGGAGAGGCAGCUGAGGAGGGAGGCUGGCCACCGUCUCCCAGGCCCCACACUGAGCCCUGGCCACCCAGCCGGGGUGGGCACCCAUCUGCCCUGGGCAUGGACAAGCUUGAGAAGGGCGUGGAGGCUUCAUCCCGGAUGCUCUCGAAGCUGAGCCACGAGACCUCCGGGACUCUGGAGGGGCCCAGGGGCCAGCCGGGCCUGCACCCCGGGGCCCUUCAGAGAGCCAGUGCAAGGAUCCGCCAGCUCCUCUCCAGCCUGAAGAGAGAGAGAAGCCUCCUCAGGCGGGAGCGCAACGAGCUCCAGAGAGAACGGGAGAGGUGCCGUGGAAUACUACACACUCUGGCAAAGGAACAGGAGCCGGCCGCCCUGGUGCAGGAGCUGGCCCAGUACCGGCAGGUCAUUUCCGAGCUGGAGGACUGCAACCGGCAGAGCUACCGCCGGAUCUCGGCACUGGAGAGGGACAACGAGCGGCUGAGAGGUGCCCUGGGGCGGUGGCGGGAGGCCAGGUCCCAGAGCGACAGGGGUCCGGCUCGAACCCUGCACGGCCGGGGGCUCAAGACGACGCCGGGCUCGGAGCUGGGGGCCGGCCGCAGGGCACUGAAGGACGGGCUCUCGUUGGACAUGGAGGCCGCCGUGGCGAGCCCCUCACGGCGGGAGAACGGGUCCCGGCAGCCUAGGGUCCGAGCCCUGGAGAGAGCGGAGGAGGCCGCAGGAAGAAGGGAGGAGGCUUCGGGGUCCCCUGCAGAACCGAGCCCGGGUCCGAGCACUCCUGAAAACAUUCCCCAGCUCCAGGGCCCCGAGGAGGAGCUCCAGGUGCGGCUGCGAAGGCUCCAGCUCCAGGUGGGGACCCUCAAGUGUCAGCUGCGGGACCAGGGCUCAGCCCUCCGCCAGGCCCUCUGGCUCCGGGACCAGCUCCAGAGCCAGGUGUACGAGCUCCAGGGGAAGCAGCAGGAAGCCAUGCUGGCCACCGCACCCCUGAAGGCCAAGCUGGCGUCCCUGGCGCACAGGUGCCAGGAGCGGAACCUUCUGAUCACAGACCUGCUGGGGGCGCUGCUCAGACACGGGGCAGCUGAGCCACAGCUCACGGAGAGGGCACGGGGGGCGCUGGGGGACCCCGCACUGGCCGCCUACACAGCCACCUUCCUGCCUCCCUGGCACCCAGAGGUAGCAGCUCCCCCACCCACCCACUUGUGACUCACUGUCUCUCCGUGUAGUUCCACUGAGUUCUGUCCAUUUGUGGGUGGCCACUCUCACCUUUUUCAUGGCCGAGCAGUAUUCUACCGUGUGUCUACACCAACUCUUCUUUGAGCAAUUAUCUUCUACU